Molecule: messenger RNA, 3688 nt
Organism: Cherax quadricarinatus
Lineage: Eukaryota; Metazoa; Arthropoda; Malacostraca; Decapoda; Parastacidae
Source: RefSeq, a predicted model, not a curated record
ACUUCUGGCAGGUACACGUUUGGGGAGCCAGUGCGAGGUAAUCUCACACUGGAAGUGAGCAAUGCACAGAGCAGAAACUGCCGGGUAGCUGUCAACAAAACUGACUCUAUCUCUGGGUGUAGAGAGGUGGAGGUACAUUCAGAAGAGAUCCGGAUGAUAGACUGCAGUGUGAACACAGUGCAGGUGAAGGCUAUAGUUAGUGAGGAGGGCACCGGGGUGCUUCUCACAGACACUUCCCAUGUCACAGUCUCCAGAAGAGCUCUCACCUUCCACACUGUGUACGAAGAUGACUACAUGAAGCCAAAUCUUCCUUACACCUUAAAGGUGAAAGCUGAACUUCCAGACAAGACUCCAGCAGUUGGCGCCGCAAUAGAGAUGUGUGCCGCUGAACGCUGCUCUAACCUUACGGUGCCACAAAAUGGCAUCAUCACAGCUAUACUUUUCUCGCCAACUGCCAAACGAUUCACAAUGAAGGCGGGCAGCCUCCGCGCCGUCAUGGAAAGUACCACCUUCACCAACACCAUUGAGCAUUAUUACUCUCCGUCCAACUCUUCCCUGCUGAUCCACGCUCCGGAGGGUCGUCUCAAAUGUAACCCGGGAGUAUCGUACGAGCACCGCCUACCUGUACUCUUCUCGUCUGCUGGCCAGACCAAGGUGGCAAUUACUGUCCAGGUGAGCCACUACCCUCGUCUACCUUCCCGUAUUCUAAAAGCAUUUCUCCUGCAACCUCCCUAUGGGGCCAGUGUGGAGCUAUUGAACCAGCAAAGUGAUCCCUUCUCUAUCGAGGCUCUAUUUAGCCAUAUUCAGUACUACCAGAUCAGCAUCUGGAGCCGCGCUCAGGUUGACGACUACAACUACUGCAGGAACCAACUGGGUUCCAGGGAAGAAACUUCAGCUGAAUACUACACCAACUAUGUGGACGCACUUAAGAUGUUUGAUAAAUCCGGUUUGUUCAUCUUUUCCAAUCUGAAAGUGGAAACAAGGCCGUGUGAGAAGUCAGACUAUCACAUUUCAGUUAUUAAUCGCGUCCACUACGGCUCGGGUGGUGUAUCUUCCUUUUCACAAAAUCGUUUUGGUGGAGAAGUAAUGAAGUUCGCUGCUCCACAGUACGACUCGCUGGACGAAAGCUCACCAGCUGGUACAACUGGGGAUUCUCCUCGCACCUACUUCCCUGAGACCUGGUUGUGGGACCUGUUUGUAUUACCGUCUGAUGGUAUAAGCAGCAAAGAGGUAACCAUGCCAGAUACCAUCACACAGUGGGUGGGCAAGGCAGUGUGUGUCCACCCACAAGAAGGUCUGGGCGUGUCUCAGAAGUCUAAUAUAACCGCUUUUACCUCAUUCUUCGUCGACCUCACGUUGCCACCCUCCAUCAAACGAGGAGAAACGCUUCCAGUUAAAAUUUCCAUCUUUAACUACCUCGAGGAUCCGUUACCAAUUUCAGUGACUUUACUGAAUAGUUUUAAGUACGAAAUCUUGACAUCUGACACGGAAGCACCAGGUCAUCACACGACAUGUGUAAACGCCCAGAGCAAGAUAGUGCACACAGUGAAGAUCAAGCCUUCUGUCAUUGGCAGUGUUAACAUCACUGUGGCAGCAAAGGUGGAUCAUCAGUCCACUCAGACGUGUGGCCCAAGAGACUCAACUGUUUCAAAGAGUGACACUUUGAUCAGGGCCAUUGAUGUGGAAGCUGAGGGCUUCCCUAGGGAGAACGCUUGGACAAAAUAUGUUUGCGCCAGAGAUAUCAAAGCUGGCACAGACUCUUUGGAGUCUUGGGAAGUUGUUGCUCCACCAGCUAUUGUGGAGGGCUCAGAGCGAGGCUGGAUCACUGCUGUGGGUGACCUACUCUCUCUUUCACUGGAGAAUCUGGAUUCGCUAAUCCGCAUGCCAAGCGGAUGCGGAGAACAGAAUAUGCUUAAGUUUGCCCCCAAUAUCUUCAUCCUCCAGUACUUAAAAGCAACUAAACAAGACAACCCAGAGGUCACCAAAAAACUUGCAGACUACAUGAAUACAGGUUAUCAGCGUCAACUCCUGUACCGUCGUAAUGAUGGCUCCUUUAGUGCCUUUGGGAAAGCUGAUGACUCUGGCUCAACUUGGCUCACUGCGUUUGUCCUUAAGUCUUUUGCUCAGGCCAAGUCUUUUAUAUUGAUUGAUGAGGAAAGUCUCACAAAAACCCAGUCUUGGCUGCUUGGAUCACAAAAUUCAACUGGGUGCUUCUAUUCAAUAGGAAAAGUCUUCAAUAAAGGCAUGAAGGUAGGUAUAGAUGGCCAGAGUUCCCCGGUUUUCCCCUUUAAGCAAGUUAGAGUUCAUCGAAAAUGUUUGCAAAUUCAUUUGCAUACAUUAUUUUCAGCUAAAAAUGCAGCAUUAUCAGUUGAGACUGCAGGAUAUGCUGUCCUAGCUAUGAUGGCCAGUGACAGCAGACUGUACGAACAAAAGGCAAGGAAAGUGAUUAAAUGGAUCUCCACGCAGAGAAAUGGAAGAGGUGGCUUCUACUCCACGCAGGAUACAGUUGUUGCCCUUCAAGCUCUCUCAAGCUACGAGACUCGUUUCUAUGAGGGUGAUUUAAACAUGGUCGCCACAGUAAACGCAAGUGGUUUUGAUUAUUCUUUCACAGUGGACGAAAGCAACAAAUUCUUGACUCAGCUAAUGCCACUACCCGACCUUCCAACCAGAAUCAGUCUUAAUAUAGUGGGUCAAGGCUGUGUCAUGGUUCAGUCUGUUAUCAGGUACAAUGUUCCUGAGCCUGAAGCAAGCGACGCCUUCAAGCUAACAGUCAACACACACACAGAACCUGACAAGAACUGCAUCACAAAGCGUAUUAAAGCUUGCGCCACUUACCUACUUCCUGAUGGCAAGUCUAACAUGGCCGUCAUGGAGGUCAAACUCGUCUCUGGCUAUGUACCUGAAAAACUGGACCUUAAACAAAUCACUAGAGAUGUAACUGCCAUAAAAAAGUAUGAAGUGGACGGCAGCAAAGUGGCCUUUUACAUUGACGAGUUGACACCAACAGAAGUGUGUGCAAGCUUCCGUAUCCUGCGGGAAGUGGAUGUAGAGCAUACCAAGCCAGGAACUAUUGUGCUCUAUGACUACUAUCAGCCAGAGUUCUCUGUUGAUGAGACCUACAGGCUUCCCUUACCUACUGACUGCAUCUAUGCUUGGUGAGGCAUGUACACGUUCCAUCUCCAGUCUAGUGGUGUUGCCUUUCAUACAAGAAAUGUGGACAUUUGUAACUUAUAGCCUGUGCUUACCUCUAAGUACAAAACUAAUUUGCAAUAUAAAUCAAAUUUUAUUAGUAAAAUGACAUCUUUAUCUACAUGAAGAUAUUCAAUUAAAAAGUGAAAUGUGUAGUCAAAAUUGAAACGUGCAAAUGCAGAACAAUGUUUUGCUCUUGUAACUUUUUUUUUGUUUAAAGUCAAUAAAACAAAUAAAAAUAAACAAACGGGUAAUUACACACGUUCAUGCCCCCCACAGCCAUAUUAACUGUACACCUUAACUUUCACAUGGUAUAUAUCUAUCAUGUAUCAGAAAUAAAUGUGCCUGCAUAAUGAUAAAUUACUAGUAAUUAGGAACUUUAGUAAUACAAAAUGUUAUAAGGUACUGUUUAUAUUUUGAUAUUGAAAAAUCACAAACCAUACCUUUACAAUGUAUAUUGAGGAUUAACACAAUAAAACUGCAUUUUGCUGGCAAGAAA